Molecule: messenger RNA, 1251 nt
Organism: Seriola dumerili (greater amberjack)
Lineage: Eukaryota; Metazoa; Chordata; Actinopteri; Carangiformes; Carangidae
Product: probable G-protein coupled receptor 21
Exons: 1
Coding region: 10-1251 (413 amino acids)
Biological process (GO): G protein-coupled receptor signaling pathway
Cellular component (GO): membrane
Molecular function (GO): G protein-coupled receptor activity
Source: RefSeq, a predicted model, not a curated record
CUGCCCAAGAUGAUGAAUUCCUCCCUGGAUCCACUGAACCAGAGCUCUGCUGACCCAUCAAACAUAUCUGCUCCCUUCUGCCUGCUUGAGAUAGGCUAUUCGCAAAUUUUCAGCACCUGCCUCCUUGAAGUCUCUGUCAUACUGCUCCUCACUGUUCUCAUUAUUUCCGGUAACCUGGUGGUGAUUUUUGUGUUUCACUGUGCGCCCUUGCUUAGCCAGCACACCACCAGUGCUUUCAUCCAGACUAUGGCGUAUGCUGAUCUGCUGGUGGGGGUCAGCUGCCUGUUCCCCUCCCUGUCCCUCCUCCAUCACCUGCAGGGCCUCGACCCCAAACUCACCUGCCAGGUGUUCGGGUACAUGGUGUCUGUUUUAAAGUCUGUUUCAAUGGCGUCAUUAGCAUGCGUAAGUGUAGACCGCUACAUUGCCAUCACACGACCUCUGACUUACGCGUCCCUGGUAACGCCUUGUCGUGUGCGCUGCUGCAUCGUUCUAAUAUGGUUGUACUCUGCUCUGGUGUUUCUCCCGGCUUUUCUCGGGUGGGGGAAACCAGGUUACCACGGCGAUGUGGUGGAGUGGUGCGCACUUGAGUGGAGGACUAGUCCGGCGUUCACAACCUUUAUUGUUGCACUGCUCUACGCCCCAGCUGCUCUCACUGUCUGCUUUACCUACGCCAAUAUCUUCAAGAUCUGCCGACAGCACACCAAGGAGAUCAGCGAGCGCCACGCACGUUACCGACCUCAACAACUGCAGGGCCCAGGAUUGACAGUGGGACCUAUGGUCAAGGACAACAGUGCAGCAGAACAAGGGCAGUUGCCCCAUUUGUCCCAGCCCCAGAAACCCCAACACCACCAACCACAGUAUCAGCAGCCUACAUCAACAUACCCAGACAAGCGAUACGCUAUGGUAUUGUUCCGCAUUACCAGCGUGUUUUAUAUCCUCUGGUUGCCCUACAUUCUCUACUUUCUGUUGGAGAGCGGAGGGAUCUACCACCACCCUGCAGCCUCGUUCCUCACAACAUGGCUGGCCAUCAGCAACAGCUUCUGUAACUGUCUCAUCUACAGCCUCUCCAACUCUGCCUUCAGGAAGGGCCUCAAACGCCUCUGCUCCUUCUGUUUACAGCGCAGUGGCAGUGGCUUUGGGGUUAGGAACACCAAAAAAGCUUUCGUUGGCUCUGUUGAAAAGGGUUGUGCAGGGCCAGGGUAUGGAUAUGGCCAUCGGGAAAUAGGCAUUGGCACAACAUGUCAUGUGUAA